This is a messenger RNA of Argentina anserina (silverweed cinquefoil), 783 nucleotides long. RefSeq names its product phosphatidylserine decarboxylase proenzyme 1, mitochondrial. The record is from RefSeq and is a predicted model, not a curated record. Gene Ontology annotation, cellular component: mitochondrion. Lineage: Eukaryota; Viridiplantae; Streptophyta; Magnoliopsida; Rosales; Rosaceae. Gene Ontology annotation, biological process: phosphatidylethanolamine biosynthetic process. Gene Ontology annotation, molecular function: phosphatidylserine decarboxylase activity.
AUGGCGCAAGUGGCAGCUCCAAAGGCUGGGGAGGCACAUGAGAAGGGAAUUGAAUUCGAGUUCCAGCCUGAUGUAAGGUCUUCAUUCUUGAGGUCGCUGCCUCUGCGCGCCAUUUCAAGAUGCUGGGGAGUGUUGACAAGUGUGGAAAUUCCAGUCUCGUUGCGUUCGCAUGUUUAUCGAGCUUGGGCUCGGGCAUUCCAUUCAAAAUUUACCUCCAGUUCCAGAGACCAGAAUAUAGAGAAUCAUCAAUUCAUCAUCCAACAUUCUAAUAAACUGAGCAACAAAGCAGUUUUGACUAUUCAUGUUUCUACGGCAACAACUGAAAGGGCAUUUUCAGUUAUGAACAUCAUCAAGAAUAAACUUAGAAUUAAAAUGAGAGAUGAGUUUCUUGGUGAUUGUAUGGUCCUUCAUAUUGAGAAAGAGUAUGCUGAGUCUAUAGGUAAUGAUGAGUUUUCACGUCAUCAGGUUGUUCUGGAAGGUCUAUGGCAAGAAGGAUUUAUGGCCCUUGCUGCUGUUGGUGCGACAAAUAUUGGAUCAAUUGAGCUUUCCAUCGAACCUGUACUUCAGACAAACCAGACAAGAAAGAAGUUACUGCACUCCGAGCGUCCAGAAGAACGAUUGUAUGAACCUGAUGGUGUUGGUAGGACACUCAAGAAAGGCGAUGAGGUAGCUGCAUUCAACAUGGGGUCAACAGUUGUGCUUGUUUUCCAGGCUCCCAUAUCACUUUCACCAGAAAAUGGGGAGUCCUCAUCAGAUUUCAAGUUUUUGGUCCAAGAUCAGUAG